Melanaphis sacchari is the source of this 580-nucleotide messenger RNA. RefSeq lists its product as uncharacterized. The coding region runs from base 105 to 458 and encodes 117 amino acids. NCBI's taxonomy places the organism in Eukaryota, Metazoa, Arthropoda, Insecta, Hemiptera, Aphididae. The transcript is spliced from 4 exons. The record is from RefSeq and is a predicted model, not a curated record.
AUUACAAUGUCAACAUAUAAAGCAUAUUACUGUGUUUAGUUUUCGGGCCGAUUUAGUAGACAAUUCGUAUUGUUUAAGGUAAAACUUCUAAACCAUUAAGCGUCAUGUUAUUUGUAUUUUGGUUAGCUCUGGUUUCAACUGGAUGUCUUAUGGACGUAGAGGCUGAAGUAAUAGAUGAACAUUAUAUUCAAACACCAGAGACGCCUGUGGUAGACAAUUUAAUCACCGAGGCACCGCGUAGGUCGGUACCUCGAAAAAAAAAGAGCCAAUUUUCAGAAAUAGAUGCGUUAUUCAAGUACAUAAAUCAAACCAACGAGGAAUUCAUGAGAAAUUCAGCAAAUGGAGAUAUGGACUACAACUCGUACUUGGAUACCUUAAGACAUGCAUUUAUUGAAUAUAAAAGGGCCCAUAUGGUCGAAUCCACUACUGAACAUAACUUUGUUAGUUAUGGAUGGUAAAUCAACUGGAAAACUGUCGUAUAUAAAAAUGUGUCAAUCUUGAACUUAAUACUGUCCGAGUAUUAACCGUAAAAUGUAUUAUUUAUCUACAUAAUAUAUAAAAAUAAAUUAUCAUCCAUUAA